Molecule: messenger RNA, 2463 nt
Organism: Paracoccidioides brasiliensis Pb18
Product: cell division control protein 48
Exons: 6
Coding region: 1-2463 (820 amino acids)
Biological process (GO): autophagosome maturation; retrograde protein transport, ER to cytosol; mitotic spindle disassembly
Cellular component (GO): VCP-NPL4-UFD1 AAA ATPase complex; cytosol; nucleus
Molecular function (GO): polyubiquitin modification-dependent protein binding; ATP binding; ATP hydrolysis activity
Source: RefSeq, a predicted model, not a curated record
AUGUCUGCAGAGCCAGAUCACUCGAAGCACAAGGUCAACCUGACCGAUCCUUCAGGUGCCGAAAAACAUGAGGACCUCGACACAGCAACAGCCAUCCUCAAAAAGAAGAAGAAGCCAAAUACCUUGAUGGUCACUGACGCCGUCAACGAUGACAAUUCCAUCAUUGCCCUCUCCAACAACACUAUGGAGACUCUCCAGCUGUUCCGUGGUGAUACCGUCCUCGUCAAAGGCAAAAUGCGAAGAGAUACUGUCCUGAUUGUCCUGGCCGAUGACGAUCUGGAUGAUGGGAGUGCUCGCAUAAACCGUGUCGUCAGACACAACCUACGGGUUAAACAUGGAGAUGUCAUCACAGUCCACCCAUGUCCCGAUAUUAAAUACGCGAAACGGAUUGCAGUCCUGCCCAUCGCAGACACCGUCGAAGGCCUCACUGGCUCCCUGUUUGACGUUUUCCUGGCCCCAUAUUUCCGUGAGGCCUAUCGACCUGUUCGACAGGGUGACCUUUUCACCGUACGAGCUAGUAUGCGCCAAGUCGAGUUCAAGGUGGUCGAAGUGGAUCCCCCAGAAUACGGUAUUGUUGCCCAAGAUACGGUCAUCCACUGCGAGGGUGAACCCAUCCAGCGUGAGGACGAGGAAGGCAACCUUAACGAUGUUGGCUAUGACGAUAUUGGGGGCUGCCGGAAGCAGAUGGCUCAGAUUCGUGAGCUGGUUGAGCUCCCCCUUCGCCACCCUCAACUUUUCAAAUCUAUCGGUAUCAAGCCUCCUCGUGGUAUCCUCAUGUUUGGGCCCCCUGGUACCGGCAAGACCCUGAUGGCUCGUGCCGUUGCCAAUGAAACCGGUGCUUUCUUCUUCCUGAUCAAUGGACCCGAGAUCAUGUCCAAGAUGGCUGGUGAAUCCGAAUCGAACCUACGAAAGGCAUUCGAAGAAGCUGAGAAGAACUCUCCCGCUAUCAUCUUCAUCGAUGAGAUCGACUCUAUUGCUCCCAAGCGUGACAAGACCAACGGAGAAGUUGAACGCCGUGUUGUCUCGCAGCUUCUGACAUUGAUGGAUGGCAUGAAGGCCCGCUCCAACGUCGUCGUCAUGGCCGCUACCAAUCGACCCAACUCCGUCGACCCGGCUCUCCGCCGUUUCGGUCGUUUCGAUCGUGAGGUCGAUAUCGGUAUCCCUGAUCCUACUGGUCGUCUUGAGAUUCUUCAAAUCCACACGAAGAACAUGAAACUUGCCGAAGAUGUGGAUUUGGAAUCUAUUGCUGCUGAGACCCACGGUUAUGUUGGUUCGGAUAUCGCAUCUCUGUGCUCUGAAGCUGCUAUGCAGCAGAUCCGUGAGAAGAUGGAUCUUAUUGAUCUGGAUGAAGAUACUAUUGAUGCAGAGGUCCUUGACUCCCUGGGAGUCACCAUGGAAAACUUCCGCUUUGCCCUUGGUGUCUCCAACCCAUCUGCGCUCCGCGAGGUUGCAGUUGUCGAGGUCCCCAACGUCCGCUGGGAUGAUAUCGGAGGUCUACACGAGGUCAAGCGCGAGCUAAUCGAGAGCGUCCAGUAUCCCGUCGAUCAUCCGGAGAAAUUCCUCAAGUUUGGCCUUUCGCCAUCCAAGGGCGUUUUGUUCUAUGGUCCUCCUGGUACCGGUAAGACGCUGCUUGCAAAAGCUGUUGCGAACGAGUGUGCAGCCAAUUUCAUCUCUGUCAAGGGUCCCGAGCUGCUGAGCAUGUGGUUUGGUGAAUCUGAGAGCAACAUUCGUGAUAUCUUCGACAAGGCCCGCGCGGCUGCCCCAUGUGUUGUCUUCUUGGAUGAGUUGGACUCAAUUGCCAAGUCUCGAGGUGGAUCUGUUGGUGAUGCUGGAGGUGCUUCUGACCGUGUCGUCAACCAGCUUUUGACCGAAAUGGACGGCAUGACCUCCAAGAAAAACGUCUUCGUCAUUGGUGCCACCAACCGUCCUGAGCAGCUCGACAAUGCUCUCUGCCGACCCGGCCGUUUGGAUACCCUAGUCUACGUGCCCCUCCCCAACGAAGAAGAGCGCGUCGACAUCCUCAAAGCCCAACUUCGCAAAACCCCGGUCGCCGCAGAUGUCGACCUCAAAUUCAUCGCUAGCAAAACCCACGGCUUCUCCGGCGCUGAUCUGGGAUUCGUCACCCAACGUGCCGUAAAAUUGGCCAUCAAACAAUCCAUCGCCCUCGACAUCGAGCGCACUAAGGAGCGCGAAGCUGCCGGCGAUGACGUCAAGAUGGAAGAGGAUGUUGAUGCUGAGGAUCCCGUGCCAGAACUCACUCGUGCACACUUCGAGGAGGCGAUGCAGAUGGCCCGUCGGUCUGUGAGUGACGUGGAGAUUAGGAGAUAUGAGGCUUUCGCGCAGAGCAUGAAGAACUCGAGCGGGAGCAACUUUUUCCGCUUCCCGGCGGCCGAGGAGGCGGGUGAUAAUGCGGGUCAGAAUGGGUUCGGGGAUGCGGGGAAUGACGAUAGCCUCUAUGAUUAA